Molecule: messenger RNA, 4103 nt
Organism: Rhineura floridana
Lineage: Eukaryota; Metazoa; Chordata; Lepidosauria; Squamata; Rhineuridae
Gene: RIC8A
Product: RIC8 guanine nucleotide exchange factor A
Exons: 12
Coding region: 609-2243 (544 amino acids)
Biological process (GO): G protein-coupled receptor signaling pathway
Cellular component (GO): cytoplasm; plasma membrane
Molecular function (GO): guanyl-nucleotide exchange factor activity; G-protein alpha-subunit binding
Source: RefSeq, a predicted model, not a curated record
AGGUUUGUUUAGGGAAGGAAGGGGAGGGUGUGCUCGCUUCAGCAGCAGCGUCCCCGCCUCUCGGUCCUCCCCUCAGCUGGAGAGAAGGCGGGCUGUCGACCGGCCAGGAGAAGCGGAUAGGGCUGCUUCUGCUGGCGUUGCUGCCAAGGCUGGGCUGGUGAGAUGGAGGGGGCGCUGGACAAUGCUUGCUGUCUCAGUGGCAACGGGACCUUCUCUGCAGAAGGAGGCUCCUACCCGCGGUGGCCCUAUUAAUAAGGGGCAGCGUGAGGGGCCGUCUCAGGCAAGUGGGCUUUGGGUGCUCUUGGGGCGGCUGACAAGACUACCGCUCUUCAUUCCAGCGAGGCGUGCUCAGGAUUUUCCAGCAUAAGGACAACAAAGCCGCUGCCUGCUCUUGAAAACUGCAUUUGAAGGGCUGAGAGAAGGAGGGAGAGUUUGCUGCAUUCAGGAAAUGAAGCAGGAACCUGAUUGAAAACGGCACACACAAAAGGCAGUUAAGCUAAAAAGAAGCUGUGUGACAAGAGCCCUGCGCAUCUGUAAUUAUCCAGCCGGACUGCAAAGCUGCCUGCCACGCAUUACAGCACUCCAGGCCAUCUCCACAGUGUGGAGAAAUGGCACUCCGGACUGUGCUAGAGACUGUAGAAAGUGGGGAGCAAGAUACUGUCCUCAAGAUGCUGCAGAUCUACAACCGGGAGAAAUCACAAUGUUUCACCUUUGAAGAUGAGGAACAAGAAGAAAGGAGGAAACUGGCUGGGCUUCUGAUUAAAUUCCUGGAGCGGGUGCUCCAGCCGUCCUGCCAGGUUGCAUGUUUGGAAAGCAUACGAAUCCUGUCCCGUGACAAAAGUUGCCUUGGCCCAUUCACAACCAUGGAAGCCCUGAAGACGCUAGCCAGACAUGCUGGGAUUGAUUAUACAGAAGAGCAGAUUCUAGAGGUCCCUGACCUGGAAGUGAUCCUGGAAGGACUCAAGUGUCUGUUCAACAUUGUGUUCAGCAGCCCCCGGGCUCAGGAGCUGGCCUCUGAAGCCCGAUUCAUAGUGGGCCUCACAGAUCGCAUCAAACUCUACAAUACAAUGAAUCUCCCCCACGAUAUAAAAUUUUUUGACUUACGUCUUCUCUUCUUGCUGACUGCACUAAGGGUGGACAUCCGGCAGCAGCUUGCACAGGAACUCCGGGGUGUCGGUCUAAUGACAGAUACCUUGGAACUUACCCUGGGAGUGAAGUGGCUAGACCCUCAUGAAGUAGGUGCUGAGGGAGGUUCUUCUGAAUCUUUACCUCGUCCGGAGGCAGAGUGUGCCAUGGAGAUCUUGAAGGUGCUCUUCAAUAUCACUUUUGAUACCAACAAGAGGGAGGUAGAUGAGGAAGAUGCUGCUCUGUACCGACGCCUGGGUGCCCUCCUCCGUCACUGCCUGAUGAUUUCAGCAGAUGGUGAGGAUCGCACAGAAGAAUUUCACAGCCACACAGUCAACCUCCUGGGCAAUCUGCCUCUCAGGUGUUUGGAUGUCCUGCUGGCCCCCAAGGUGCAUCCGGGCUCACUUGAACAUAUGGGAGUCAACAUGGAUGCUGUCAAUGUUCUGCUGGAUUUCCUUGACAGACGUCUUGACAGGGGUCACAAACUUAAGGAGAGCCUGACCCCUGUGCUGAACUUGCUUACUGAGAGUGCUCGGGCCCAUCGGCAAACAAGGAAAUUCCUUAAAGCUAAGGUACUUCCUCCACUGCGGGAUGUGAAAAAUAGACCAGAGGUGGGGAACUUGUUGAGAAAUAAGCUUGUGCGCCUCAUGACUCACAUUGACACUGAUGUGAAGCACUGUGCCGCAGAGUUCCUCUUUGUUCUCUGCAAAGAGAGCGUAUCACGGUUUGUGAAGUACACAGGAUAUGGGAAUGCUGCUGGGCUCCUGGCAGCACGAGGCCUAAUAGCUGGAGGCCGGACAGAAGGUGAAUACUCAGAGGAUGAAGACACUGAUACGGAGGAAUACAAGGAAGCAAAACCCAACAUUAAUCCUAUAACUGGACGGGUGGAGGAGAAACUUCCCAACCCAAUGGAAGGGAUGACAGAUGAGCAGAAGGAGUUUGAAGCAAUGAAACUGGUGAACAUGUUUGACAAACUCUCAAGGCAGCAAGUCAUCCAGCCAAUGGGAAUGGGUCCAGAUGGCAAUCUAACCUCUCUCAAUUUAACUUCCCUGGAGGAUGCUAUUCAUCAGAUAGCUGAGGAGAGGUUAUCAUCUGACUCUGACUUAGAAUUGGAUUGAAUCAACUUUUCUGGUUCUUCAAAAACCUAUGGACCCUCUAUUCUCCCUCCAUAACAGGUGCUAUAUCAGGAGACCAGUCCCAGGAAAACUCUCCAUGGGCUGGACCCCCAUUGCCCAGAUUGGUAUAUCAUCUUCUCUAGCCCUUUAACACUCCCACUCUAGAGAGCUCUUUACAGCUUAGCUCUCUCGAUCUCUUUCCCCCUCUAUGUCCACAAUAGUCUCCCACUGACUGAUUCCAAGGAUUCUCCAGCACAAGCUUUAUGAAGUUUGGAAAGUAGGGAGAAGAGAGGGCAAUCUCUUAUUAUAUCAAGAGGAUUUAGUAGCACAUGGAGUGUUGUGAGGACACAUGCAGUUACUUGUAUAGGAAGAAAGUGUGGUAUACACAGCUGAUAUGUGUGUGUCCACAGCUGGAAUACGUGUUGGUACUUGUGCCAAGCACAUAAUGUAGCAACCAUAUAGUGUGGUAGUGUUUAAAACACACGGAUGUUCUUGGCAAAUGUGUUUGCAUAAGAUAUGACUUGUUCAUAUUUUAGGCAUGCGUGAACAAUGAGAAGCCUGCAUUUUACAUGUGAAAGGUAGGACUGUGUACUGCUGGAGGUAUACAUGUGGGAUGUGUGUGGUAAUCACACAUUUUAAAGCACAAUGGAAAUAUUCAGGUAAGAAAAUGUGUGCAUUGUUGAAAUAGUAUGUAUAUGUGGGACACGUAUCCAGAGACAUGGGAUAAUGUGAGCAACUCAAGACAUCCUUUGCUCACAAUGGCAUUAAUGUUGAUAUUUGCAGAUAAUGUGGGGCCAGGAGGGCUCUGAUCCCUAUAUAGCCUGACACUGUAAUGUGUUCUUCUCUACAAUGUUUAGUUUCUGGAUUAAUCUCACUCUUUGCGCUCUUCAAACAAAAGGCAGUGACCAAUUACUUAAGCUCACUCUAAAAUUAUCUGCUUCAGUUCCCAUAUUUCCUUAGCACUUCGCACUCACAGGUUGUUGUCAGGUACUGUCAUCCUGAUUAUAGACUUUUCUAUUCAAAAAAGCAGUCCUAUCUUCCACCUUCUUUUCACUUUGCCAACAGUUUCUGAUCUUAGCACAAAUAUAAAUGAUUUUCACUAGAAUAAAUGAAGCCUUCUGAUAACAAUGUGUCUAUAUCUGAUUAUAUGGGUUACUGUAUGUAAGCAAUUAGAAAUUAUAUUUCUAGGGAAUCUGCAUGUAACCGUGGCCAAACUGGGAAGGGUCCAGUUAUACUGAAGCACAAUAUAGUGUGGAUGAGCCAAGGAUUAAACAUUCUAUGCCUGCAACAAACUGAACUUCAUUGAAGGGAUUUGUUUAUAAGAGUUAAUCUGUAAGUGGAGGGUCCUGCCUCCACACAUGUAUGGCAUGUGAAGGAUUGGAUGUUGAGCUUUCACUUCUGUGAUUCUAGCAGUACUGUUUGUAAAUGUUAGAAACUGGGUUGUUUCCACAAACUGCCUUUAAACUUUGGUAUCAUUAUACCUGACCCUUCUGCAUGUCCUGUCCCAGCUAUAUAAUGCAUUUAAAAGGCUAUUAUUCAGAUGUGUUUCAAAACAAGGAAACAAUUUUGAAUGCAAAAGGGGGCCUGUAGCUCACACUAAAGUACCAUCUAGUCUAGUCACCUGUUUCCCACAGUGAUUGCCAGACACUUCUAGGAAGCCCACAACGAGGCCUUCCCCAGUUGUGUCAUGUAGCCACCAUGACUAAUGACCAUUGAUAUUCCUUUUGUCUUCCAUGUGUUAUGCCAUAUUUUUUUCAAAACUGGCAAGGCAGUGGGUGGAGAUACUUGUCUAGAUUAAGUGGAUAGUAUGCUGGUGUCUAUGUUCUAACUAGGAUGGUAUUAGCAGAAAACAAAUAUAGAAUU